UUCCGAUUAACUAGCAAUAAAAAAUAAUAUUUAUUAUUUUGGGAAAAAAAGGAAUUUUUUGUUUCGAUAAAUUUUUGUUGAUUCAACUUUUGAUAAAUAGUAUAAGAAAGGAUACAAAAUACACUAAAACAAAGAGUAUAGCGCCUGUAUCUAAGAGUGAAAAAGCAAAUAAAAGCGGCUCCGAAAGAAAACUCAUGGUUUGUUGUGACUUUGAACGUGUAAUUAGUUUGGUAGCAACUCAUAACAAGUGUAAUGUCAAGGAUAAAGUGUUUACAAAAAUAAUAUUCACAGAAAAAUGUUUCGAGACGGUCCAAAAAUUGUUAUUGAAGAUAAUGAAGCACCAUCAGCUCCAUUUGUUCCUUAUAUUUGGAUGGAAGAUUUGUUGGAAAAGCUGAAAAUAUUAAAUUAUGAGAAUGAAUUUGUUCAGGAGUUAAAAAUGAAACCUAUUAACAGACAUUAUUUUGCAAUUCCUACAAACCCUGGGGAGCAAUUUUAUUUGUUUUCAUCUAUGGCUGCUUGGUUAAUAAGAAAAGCUGGAAAAACGUUUGAUCCACCUCAGGAAUCUGAUGACCCUAAUGUUACAAUAUCAUUAAUUAUAGAUCGUUUAAAAGAAUUCGGAGUUCCGGUGGAAUUCUCUCCUAAUAAAUUGAAGCAAGGUGCUGGAGAACGAGCUGUCUUUGUGUUAGAUAAUUUAGCAGACCAAGCUCUCAAAGCUUCCAAAUUUAAAUGGAAAAAAGUAGAAAUCCCUCCAGAUGAGCCAGAACAAGAGCCAGAAAUAGAUGAUGAUGAUGCAGAGUUGAUUUUAGAGAAGGUUGAAGAAGAAAUGAUGGCAGACUGUGAUGAAGAAGAUGAUGAUAUUUUACAUAUUGAUGAUAUUACUAAACUUUAUGGAAAAACUAUGGAAGAUGUCCAGAAGCCUGAUAACUUUCUGGAAUCUCAAACUGAUGCUGAAGAAUGGAAGUUGGAGUUAGAAAGAGUAUUACCCCAACUAAAAGUCACUAUAAAAACAGAUCCUAGGGACUGGAGGGCUCACUUAGAGCAAAUGAAACAAUUUAAAGCCAAUAUUGCAACUGGUUUAAAUGGAACAAAAAAUCAAUUAGAAAAACUACAUACUGAUAUCGAAAAUACAUUAGAGAAAGUGAAGAUGCGAGAAAUGUACCUGAAUAAUCAAUUAGAACCUGCAUUAAAUGAAUUUAGAAAUAUCCAAGAAGAGUUAUCAAAAAUAAAGGAACAUUACCGAGAUGUCAGUGGAGGCGUUACUGAACGGACACGGACAUUAAAUAAAUUGUCCGAAGAACUGGAGCAAGUGAAGAAAGAAAUGGAUGAAAGAGGAUCCAGUAUGACUGAUGGAACUCCCCUUGUUAACAUCAAGAAGACGAUCAAUAAACUGAAAACGGAAAUUUCCGAAAUGAACGUUCGAAUUGGGGUCCUAGAGUACAGUUUAAUGUGUACGAGACUCAGGGACAGUAACCAAAUGCAGGAAGAUAUGAUGAACAGUUCAACUAAUUUAUUAGUAUUACAAUAAAUGUUAGUCUUUAUAUUUAAUUAAAUGAUUGAAACUCAACCGUCCAUUUAAAAAUAAUGAUAAUAUAUAGUAUUUAAUAUAAUAUUUAAUAUAAGUAUUUAUUGUAAUAAUAAACUACGCUA
Chelonus insularis is the source of this 1647-nucleotide messenger RNA. It is a transcript of the gene IFT57, whose product is annotated as intraflagellar transport 57. Lineage: Eukaryota; Metazoa; Arthropoda; Insecta; Hymenoptera; Braconidae. The transcript has 8 exons. Bases 296 to 1525 code for a protein of 409 amino acids. Gene Ontology annotation, cellular component: cilium; centrosome; intraciliary transport particle B. The record is from RefSeq and is a predicted model, not a curated record. Gene Ontology annotation, biological process: intraciliary transport; non-motile cilium assembly.